GGACGAUGGUUGCUGCAGAUAUGUGGAAGGAGUGUGGAUCCACAACUUGUUCCAAGAAGAAAACGUUCGGUCAGCCAUGAGAUACAAACCGCGACGAGGUGACGUCGUGCUCGUAACCUACCCCAAGUGCGGCACUAAUUGGACGCAGUUCAUCAUUUGGAACAUUCUGAACAACGCCGAGACCCUCGCUGACCCUGCCGAAUUCAAUCUCAUGUGCCCUUUCAUCGAGUUGACCGGAGCCGGAGCUGCAAAUAAUCCAAAGAGGCGCGGUGGAAUCACGACUCACUUGCCCAUGAGAGCAUUUCAACCCGUGGAAUGGGCAAAGUACAUCUACGUAGCGAGGAACCCGUACGACUGCGCAGUCUCCUACUACCACUUCUCGAAAGGGCUGACGCCGAAGACGUUUACUGAUGUUUCUUUCGAGAGGUUUCUAUCCCUCUUCACCUCCGGCAAGGCCAUCUAUGGGGACUAUUUUGAUCAUCUCCUACCAUGGUACGAGCGCCGAGACGACGCCAACAUUCUCUUCAUCACAUACGAACAGCUCAAGGCAGACACUAGGGGAGAAGUGCUCAAGAUUGCAGAUUUUCUAGGAGAACAUUACGGAGCAGCCCUGCGCGAAGACGAAUCACUUUUGCAGAGAGUCAUUACUGCUUGCAGUCUCGAGAACAUGAAGGCUUUCUUUACGGACAAGCCAAUGGAACGGGUGAAAAAUGCGUUGGAAUUUGCACCAAAAGAUAAUGGAGAAAAUGGAAAGUCCUUGUCUAGAAAGGCAAAAACGUUUCCAGGUGGAGCCGGUGAUCUACACGAGGGGCCCGGAUACGUUCGGAAAGGAAUAGUUGGUGACUGGAAAAACUACUUCACCUCAGAACAGAUUCAGCGAGCGAAAGCAUGGAUAGAAAGAAAGAGUCACGGAAAAGACGUCAUGAGUAUCUGGGAGAACUGUGGCCUGCCGUGAAAAAAAGAUGCCGGUGAUUUGUAUUCCCAUUAAUUGGAA
Rhipicephalus sanguineus (brown dog tick) is the source of this 994-nucleotide messenger RNA. Its product is annotated as sulfotransferase ssu-1. NCBI's taxonomy places the organism in Eukaryota, Metazoa, Arthropoda, Arachnida, Ixodida, Ixodidae. Gene Ontology annotation, cellular component: cytoplasm. The transcript has 2 exons. Gene Ontology annotation, molecular function: sulfotransferase activity. Gene Ontology annotation, biological process: sulfation. The coding region runs from base 77 to 955 and encodes 292 amino acids. The record is from RefSeq and is a predicted model, not a curated record.